AUGCUUUCUAUGAGAACAACCGCUGGCGACUCGCCAUUUGAUGUACCAUGGCCAGUCAAGGAUGUAGUAUAUGUUGCCAUUGUGGGCAGCGUCAUGCUUGCCGCGCUUCUGGAAUGGAUCCUAUGGCUACUAGUCUUCCUCUACUGCUUGGUUAAAGUCUCCCAAAAGGCCAGUCACGGACAGGACAGAUGGGCGGUAAGAACACUCUGCGUGCUCAACAUGAUCUUCUUCAUAGGGAUGCGCCUAGUGUUCUUGCCAAUCAUGAUUGUCACUCUACCGCUACCAUCUCGGAUUGUUCGAUACUUUCCAGAAGAGAUGGUGACUGUGCUACAGUACUUUGCCUUUUGGUCGUUUGCUGGACUCCUGACUAUUCCUUGGCUUUUCUGCGUGUACCAGCUUGUCACUCACAAUAUCGGUCGAGAGCGCAAGUUGAAGACGGUACUCGACGAGCACACAGCACCCAAAGUGGUGGUCGUGAUGCCUUGCUACAACGAAGCCCCUGAGAUCUUGCUUCGGACGGUGGACUCGCUGGUCGAUUGCGAGUAUCCGCCGUCAUGUCUUCACAUCUUCCUUUCCUUUGAUGGUGAUCAGGAGAAUGAGUUGUAUCUCAACACGAUCAAGAGACUUGGUGUUCCCAUAACACUCGAGAAGUAUCCGAAAUGCAUCGAUGUGACUUAUCGCAGCUGUCGCAUCACGGUAUCACGAUUUCCACACGGUGGAAAACGUAGCUGCCAGAAGCGAACUUUCAAGCUGAUCGACAAAGUAUAUGCYGAAUACUUGCGGCGAAACGAUAAUCUUUUCCUGCUCUUCAUCGAUUCAGAUUGCAUCCUAGACCGAGUCUGCAUUCAAAAUUUCAUGUACGAGAUGGAGCUGAAGCCCGGAAGCGAGAGAAACAUGCUGGCAAUGACUGGAGUCAUUACUUCGACAACGGUCAAGAACACUCUGAUCACAGUGCUGCAAGACAUGGAAUACAUUCACGGACAGCUCUUCGAGCGCUCGGUCGAAUCUGGGUGUGGAGCAGUUACCUGUCUACCGGGCGCCCUCACCAUCCUGAGAUUCUCUGCGUUUCGCAAGAUGGCGAAGUUUUACUUUGCUGAUAAAGCCGAGCAAUGUGAUGACCUCUUCGACUAUGGCAAAUGCCAUCUCGGAGAGGAUCGCUGGCUGACCCACCUGUUCAUGAUUGGAGCAAAGAAACGAUAUCAAAUACAGAUGAACACUGGCGCGUUUUGCAAGACUGAAGCAGUACAGUCAUUCAAGAGCCUCCUCAAGCAGCGAAGAAGAUUUCAUCACCAACGAGGUGUGCAUGCUGACCGACAUAAGACUUUGGAAGCGAUACCCAAUUCUUCUCAUCAUCCGCCUGGGUCAGAACACUAUUCGAACGACUGGUCUAUUGUUCUUCAUCAUGGUCAUAUCGAUCAUCACGACAAGCCAGAAGAUAACGAAUCUGCCCGUUGGAUUCAUCGCAGUCUCAUUAUGCUUGAACUGGUUGUUAAUGGUAUUUUUCGGAGCAAAGCUUGGAAGAUACAAGAUCAUGCUAUAUCCGAUCAUGUUUGUCAUCAAUCCGUUCAUGAAUUGGAUCUAUAUGGUGUACGGGAUAUUCACAGCCAGCCAGAGAACGUGGGGAGGCCCACGCGCGGACGCCGGGAAAGCCGACGCAAAGACAACAGCAAGUGA
Molecule: messenger RNA, 1674 nt
Organism: Ramularia collo-cygni
Lineage: Eukaryota; Fungi; Ascomycota; Dothideomycetes; Mycosphaerellales; Mycosphaerellaceae
Product: related to chitin synthase D
Exons: 6
Coding region: 1-1674 (557 amino acids)
Cellular component (GO): cell septum; cell periphery
Molecular function (GO): chitin synthase activity
Source: RefSeq, a predicted model, not a curated record